ACACUGUGCGUGAAAUGAAUUCGACCAAACCGCCGAGAACGAAGGGCGAUUAAUUCGGGAAAAAAAGCCACUGAAAUUUCUCUCAGGUGAAAAUGGGGGGAGGCACUCCUUACCCGCCGAAACCGGCCGCCGCCGCGCCGCCGCACCCGGAGGACGACGUCGCCGGAGAGCCCUUCAUCCGUCCCGGCGCCGGAGGAGUGGGCGUCGGGAUCGGCGGCGGCGGGGGGCUCCGGAAGAAGGCGGUGGGUGUUAGGGCUUGGCUGCAGCUGGACUCGACGGGCCAGGCGCAGGUCGUGGAGGUCGGAAAACACGCAAUCAUGAGGCGGACGGGGCUCCCGGCCCGAGAUCUCCGCAUACUCGACCCGCUACUGUCUUACCCGUCCACCGUGCUCGGCCGCGAGCGGGCCAUUGUUAUCAAUCUGGAGCACAUAAAGGCGAUUAUCACGGCGCAGGAGGUUCUCUUGCUCAAUUCUAGAGAUCCUUCGGUGAUUCCGUUUGUUGAUGAGCUUCAGAGGAGAAUCCUGCUUCACCAUCAGGCUGUCAAGUCUCAGGAAACUGGAGAUGGCGAAAAUGCAGACUGGAAAAACUUGUAUGAUUUAGAAGGUCCUCAAUCAGUUCCAACAAGCCCCCCAAAUUAUUCGAGAAAUUUUCCUGGCAAGGAAGAUGGAGGGAAAGUAGAAGGGAGAGAACAAUCUCCCGAGAAUCGAGAUGGCCCCAAGUUGCUGCCAUUUGAGUUUGUUGCAUUAGAGGCGUGUCUCGAGGCUGCAUGCAGUUGCUUGGAUAAUGAAGCAAGGACAUUGGAGCAAGAAGCUCAUCCAGCGUUGGAUAAGUUGACUUCAAAGAUCAGUACACUCAAUCUGGAACGCGUGAGGCAAAUUAAGAGUCGUCUGGUUGCUAUUACUGGUCGUGUUCAAAAGGUGAGGGAUGAGCUGGAGCACUUGCUUGAUGACGAUGAUGACAUGGCGGAAAUGUAUUUGACUGACAAACUGCAAGAACAGCUUGAGAACUCCUCUGUUUCUUCCCUGGAUGAGCCAGAGCAAGAUGUGUUGGACAAUGCAAACAUUGAUGACAGGACCCCUGCUGAAAUAUUGAUGGAAGGCAAUGAGCGUUUAGAUGUUCGGGAACAGUUGUUCGGUGGCCCUAAUGUCCUGAGCAGAGGCAGUCAUGGGACCCACACCAGUACGCACAGUGCCGUAAGCAAGCACCUUGAUGUAGAGGAGCUUGAGAUGCUCUUGGAAGCUUAUUUUGUUCAGAUUGAUGGUACACUCAACAAGCUGUCCACUCUUAGGGAGUACGUAGAUGACACUGAGGACUACAUCAACAUAAUGCUGGACGACAAGCAAAACCAUCUCCUGCAAAUGGGGGUCAUGCUGACGACAGCAACUCUAGUGGUGAGCGCUUUUGUGGUGGUGGCCGGGAUUUUCGGCAUGAAUAUCAGAAUCGAGCUCUUUCAGGACGAGUUGAAUGGAAUGACGAGGUUUCUGUGGACUGUGGGUGGUAGCACGGCUGGCACUCUUUUUCUGUACGUUAUUGCCAUUGCUUGGUGCAAGCACAGAAGAUUGCUCGAGUGAGUGCCCGAGCCUAUGUGUACUCGAUGAUUUCUCCAUGUAAAACUGGAAAUUUGCUGUGCAUAGAACAAAUUCAAAACAGUAUUUCGCCUUGUGAUAUUUAUGUGUAAGUUUGGAGUCGAUAUUAUUAUGUGAGAAUUUCCUACCAAACGAGUUGUGUUAUUAUUUAUAAUCAGCAAAAACAAAUCCCCGAACAAACUUGCAUCAGGAUAGAUAGAUUGAUAGACUCCUUCUUUAUGCAUUUCAUCAGGUGGGUCGAGUUUAGGGAUAAUGCCAUAAUGGCCUGUCUUGUUUAUUAAUAGCAGAAUGGCCCCAGAGGUUUUCGUUUAUAUCAUAUUGAUGGGCACAGUGUGUUGAUUGUAUGGCAUUGGGUAUGAUUAUGCAUGUAAGUCGUGUUAGAGUGGACCUUUGACCUUACCUAUCAAGUUGGAACUCAAUGAGAUGAGCCAUGUAAAAUGUUGUUAUGCUCAAAAUGAUUAUAAAGAAAUCGCA
Molecule: messenger RNA, 2060 nt
Organism: Striga asiatica
Lineage: Eukaryota; Viridiplantae; Streptophyta; Magnoliopsida; Lamiales; Orobanchaceae
Source: the annotation of a GenBank genome assembly